CAACAAAUAUAAAGAAGAUAAAAUUAAGACAGUCAUUUAUUUCCACAUUCUGAAUACAGAAAAACACCUUCUUUUAAGAGACCACAGGACAUACACAAAAAAUGACCAAAGAAAAAUCCUCAAUAAAUCUCCAAAAAGAAGCAGUAGAGAUGACAGCGAUUUCAAUGCACUGAAGCUAGAAAUUAAAGACACACUGGGAAAAUAAAUCACUUGGGCCAAAGAGUAAAUCAAAAUGGAAACCGUGUGAUAAACGUUCUAAAACCCAGUCACACGGCUACCAGUGGCCCAGCUGAGACUGCUAGAAUCUAUCUCCCAAUUAAGCCAUGCGGCCACGAACUCGUUUAAGAGCCCAGACAAGUCUCCCUGAGCCUCGGUUUCCCCACCUGUCAAAUGGCGUCGCGGGGACCCAGGGUGCAGGUUUGAGGCGUGGGGGAGGGGCUGUGGGUUUGCGGGAGGCGCGGGAGCGUCAACUCCCUGCAAAGUCAGGAAGCGUGCGGGUGCGGAGAGGCGGCGGCAGAGGGCGCUGCGUGGCCGGCGUGGGCGCGCGUCUGCCAUUGGUUGGGGCUGGGCCGCGGGGUUGGAGAGUUGGUGGAAAGUGACAAGUUAAGGGAGACUGAGAGCAAGAAAGCGAGCGCGCAGAGUCGGAGGAGCCGCCGCAGCCGCCACGGAGGGAGCCCGGGACGGCAGCCGCCGAGCGCAGAGUCCGAGGCGGGGAGACUCGCCCUCCGCUGGUGGGACACCGGCAGCCCGGGGCUGGCCGGAACAGCCGGCAGAGGCGCGGCUGCAGCCGGAGGGCUGGGGAGGGAUCGCCUUUACGGGGUCCUCAAGCGGCCGGGCGGCGGAGAGGGAGCAGGUUAGAGGGACAAAGAACUUUGCAGACGCCCCCGGCAUCCUGCGGGGAGAGCGGCCGGGACCCUGGGCAGAGCCCGUGGAUGUUCUGCGCUCGGCCCGGGAUACGCCGCCGCCCACGCCGCCGCUGCGAGGGGAGGAAUGCACCGGCCGCGCCGCCGCGGGGCGCGCCCGCCGCUCCUGGAACUGCUGGCCGCGCUGCUGCUGGCGGCGCGCGGGGCCGCUGCCCAAGAAACAGAGUUGUCAGUCUCUGCUGAGUUAGUGCCUACCUCAUCAUCAUGGAACAUUUCAAGUGAACUCGACAAAGAUUCUUACCUGACCCUUGAUGAACCGAUGAAUAACAUCACCACGUCCCUGGGGCAGACAGCUGAACUGCAUUGCAAAGUCUCUGGGAAUCCUCCUCCCACCAUCCGAUGGUUCAAAAAUGACGCGCCUGUGGUCCAGGAGCCCCGGAGGAUUUCCUUUCGGGCAACCAACUAUGGUUCUCGGCUACGGAUUAGAAACCUCGAUACCACAGACACAGGCUACUUCCAGUGCGUGGCAACAAAUGGCAAGAAGGUGGUUUCCACCACUGGAGUCCUGUUUGUCAAGUUCGGCCCCCCUCCCACAGCAAGUCCUGGAUCCUCAGAUGAGUAUGAAGAGGAUGGAUUCUGUCAGCCAUACAGAGGCAUUGCAUGUGCAAGAUUCAUUGGCAACCGCACUGUCUAUAUGGAGUCUCUGCAUAUGCAAGGGGAAAUAGAAAAUCAGAUCACAGCUGCCUUCACCAUGAUUGGCACCUCCAGUCACUUAUCUGAUAAAUGUUCUCAGUUUGCCAUUCCAUCCCUGUGCCACUAUGCCUUCCCAUACUGUGACGAAACCUCAUCCAUCCCAAAGCCUCGUGACUUGUGUCGCGAUGAAUGUGAAAUCCUGGAAAACGUCCUGUGUCAGACCGAGUACAUUUUUGCAAGAUCUAAUCCCAUGAUUCUGAUGAGGCUGAAACUGCCAAACUGUGAAGAUCUCCCCCAGCCAGAAAGCCCCGAAGCUGCAAACUGUAUCCGGAUUGGAAUUCCCAUGGCGGAUCCUAUAAAUAAAAAUCACAAAUGCUAUAACAGCACAGGUGUAGACUACCGGGGUACCGUCAGUGUGACCAAAUCGGGGCGCCAGUGCCAGCCGUGGAAUUCUCAGUAUCCACACACGCACACCUUCACCGGCCUCCGCUUCCCAGAGCUGAGCGGAGGACAUUCCUACUGCCGAAACCCGGGGAAUCAGAAGGAGGCUCCCUGGUGCUUCACCUUGGAUGAAAACUUUAAGUCUGACCUGUGUGACAUCCCAGCAUGUGAUUCAAAAGAUUCCAAGGAGAAGAAUAAAAUGGAAAUCUUGUACAUACUGGUGCCAAGCGUUGCUGUUCCUCUGGCUAUUGCUUUACUCUUCUUCUUCAUCUGUGUCUGCCGCAAUAACCAGAAAUCAUCGUCACCACCUGUCCAGAGGCAACCGAAACACGUCAGAGGUCAAAAUGUAGAGAUGUCAAUGCUGAAUGCAUAUAAACCCAAGAGCAAGGCUAAAGAGCUGCCCCUUUCUGCUGUACGUUUUAUGGAAGAAUUGGGUGAGUGCACCUUUGGGAAGAUCUAUAAGGGCCAUCUCUAUCUCCCAGGCAUGGACCAUGCUCAGUUGGUAGCUAUAAAGACCUUGAAAGACUGUAACAACCCCCAGCAAUGGACAGAAUUUCAACAGGAAGCCUCCCUGAUGGCUGAACUACACCACCCCAACAUUGUCUGCCUUCUAGGUGCUGUCACUCAGGAGCAGCCUGUGUGUAUGCUUUUUGAGUAUAUGAAUCAGGGGGAUCUCCAUGAGUUCCUCAUCAUGCGAUCCCCACAUUCUGAUGUUGGUUGUAGCAGUGAUGAAGAUGGGACUGUAAAGUCCAGCCUGGACCAUGGAGAUUUUCUGCACAUUGCGAUUCAGAUUGCAGCUGGCAUGGAAUACCUAUCUAGUCACUUCUUUGUCCAUAAGGACCUUGCAGCUCGCAAUAUUCUAAUCGGGGAGCAACUUCACGUAAAGAUUUCAGACCUUGGGCUUUCCAGGGAAAUAUACUCUGCUGAUUACUACAGGGCACAGAGUAAGUCUCUGCUGCCUAUUCGCUGGAUGCCCCCUGAAGCCAUCAUGUAUGGCAAAUUCUCUUCUGAUUCAGAUAUCUGGUCCUUUGGGGUUGUCUUGUGGGAGAUUUUCAGUUUUGGGCUCCAGCCAUAUUAUGGAUUUAGCAACCAAGAAGUGAUUGAAAUGGUGAGAAAACGACAGCUGUUACCAUGCUCUGAAGACUGCCCGCCCCGAAUAUACAGCCUCAUGACAGAGUGCUGGAAUGAGAUUCCUUCCAGGAGACCAAGAUUUAAAGAUAUUCACGUCCGGCUGCGAUCCUGGGAGGGACUCUCAAGUCACACCAGCUCUACUACCCCUUCGGGAGGAAAUGCCACCACACAGACGACCUCCCUUAGUGCCAGCCCAGUGAGUAAUCUCAGUAACCCCAGAUACCCCAAUUACAUGUUCCCAAGCCAGGGUAUUACACCACAGGGCCAGAUUGCUAGUUUCAUUGGCCCACCAAUACCUCAGAACCAGCGAUUCAUUCCUAUCAAUGGAUACCCAAUACCUCCUGGAUAUGCAGCAUUUCCAGCUGCCCACUAUCAACCAACAGGUCCUCCCAGAGUGAUUCAGCACUGUCCACCUCCCAAGAGUCGGUCCCCGAGCAGCGCCAGUGGGUCGACUAGCACUGGUCAUGUAACCAGCUUGCCCUCAUCGGGAUCCAAUCAAGAAGCAAAUAUUCCCUUACUACCACACAUGUCAAUUCCAAAUCAUCCCGGUGGAAUGGGUAUCACUGUUUUUGGCAACAAAUCUCAAAAACCCUACAAAAUUGACUCAAAGCAACCAUCUUUGCUAGGAGACUCCAAUAUUCAUGGACACACCGAAUCUAUGAUUUCUGCAGAACUGUAAAAUGCAUGACUUUUGUAAAUGUGGUAUACAGGAGAAACCAGAAAGCUGUAGAAAAGAUUUAUAUCCAAAUGGUUUUAUUAAAGUCAGGUUCUCAUUUAGCAGACAUUGCAACAAGUAUCUUCUGUGAAGUUAACUGUGUCCUACCAGCAGGGCAGAUGCCAGCCAGAGGAAAAAGCAUUGUGGGAUUAACACCCCUUCAGGGUAAUGACCUGCCAUUGGGACUGGUACAUGGGGUUUCAAGUAAUGAAAACUGAAAACCCGUGAAGAGAAAAAGAACCUUGCAAUUAAUACCAAGCCAAAAAGGAAAAGUCAUAUGGUGCUCUGUGUAUUCAUCUUCAGUCACCAUGACUGGUCUCUUCCCAAAAUGUAUAUACCACAGCAUUUGUCUACCUGCUGUCUUUUCUUCAGGACAGGUGUUCAGGAAUAAAGUUGGUUCAAUUUAGACUCCACGCAUGGAAGUGAUGCUCAGAAUCAGUGAGGAAACUUCAGGCCAAAUUUGAAAUCCCAGUUGGAAACGAGCCAUAAGACAAGUGUAAGAUCCCCUGAAGCCUCCUACACAGCAGGGCUUCCUUGGGAAAAUACAGUGUGCCUCUUUGUGACUCUCCUCUGCUGAUCGUGACAGCCUUUUCCACAGCGUGUUCACACAAGCCCUUGAAAUGACAUAGGGCAUCAGACCAUAAGAAGGCCAGAAGUGGUUUCUGGAAUUUAUUGGCUGAUAGUUCACUUCAUUGCAUUAGAAGCGAGGCACCAAAGGAAGCACGGGAGAAUGGCCCCACAACCUAGAUCACCAGCCAUGGGAGAGGAACAAGUUUCCCAUGGGGUCAGCCUUACAGGACCUUCCCUGGACCAAUAACAUUGAAUAAAUGUGUGGCUGCAGAUAAGCCUAUCAGUGCUUGCAACCUCCUGCCUACGAGUUGUCCAAAGUAUAGGGGUGUUCAUAAUCAGUGGGCUCUGGGGAAGCAGUAAACUCUAUGACACCAAUAUUUAGUUAAUUUAAAGUUUCUCUCUUUUUUUUUUUAUUUCUGAUCUGGAAAUGUUCACAGAUUUUAUUCCAGCACCAAGAGUUAUGACAAUUUAUUAUUAGAAUUAGUUGGACUCCAAAGACUAUGAAUUCUAUCUUACAAAAUAUUACAGCAUUUUUUUUAAAAAACAGACAGUGAGUUCUCACUUCAAAGAUUACCAUGAGCUGAAUUUUCUAAGCUGGUAAAUAGAGGCAAAAUGAUCAUUUGUGUCUUGGAGGUAUCAAAUGUGCAUCUCAUGCCAUUUACCUGUAGCCAACUUCUGCCAUGUUCAGAAUUCUUAUGGGUUUCAAGUUUUAUGUAGAAAGGAAUGUUAUGUUUGAUUUGUAUGUUGUUAAAAAAAAACUCCUUUAAUCUAAACACAAUGUCUGCAAGUCUCAUUUUUUAAAAAAUUUUACAGUUGAAAGAGACUUACAGAGAGACUUAACAGAAUAUAAAGUAAUUCCUGGAAGUGAUAUUUGAUGAGGAGAAUGUAAGAGAAUUAAAAGAACACUGAUGUUUCAAUUACAUAAAAAAAAAAAUACGAUUAGGAUGAGAAAUCAAAGAAGU
Molecule: messenger RNA, 5375 nt
Organism: Manis javanica (Malayan pangolin)
Lineage: Eukaryota; Metazoa; Chordata; Mammalia; Pholidota; Manidae
Gene: ROR1
Product: receptor tyrosine kinase like orphan receptor 1
Biological process (GO): cell surface receptor protein tyrosine kinase signaling pathway; multicellular organism development; positive regulation of canonical NF-kappaB signal transduction
Cellular component (GO): signaling receptor complex; plasma membrane
Molecular function (GO): protein kinase activity; Wnt-protein binding; ATP binding
Source: RefSeq, a predicted model, not a curated record